Molecule: messenger RNA, 9695 nt
Organism: Mya arenaria
Lineage: Eukaryota; Metazoa; Mollusca; Bivalvia; Myida; Myidae
Product: serine/threonine-protein kinase tousled-like 2
Exons: 22
Coding region: 446-2650 (734 amino acids)
Biological process (GO): chromosome segregation; intracellular signal transduction; peptidyl-serine phosphorylation
Cellular component (GO): nucleus
Molecular function (GO): ATP binding; protein serine/threonine kinase activity
Source: RefSeq, a predicted model, not a curated record
CGACAUAUUCCGAAGCUAUUGUGUAUUCGCCAAAUAGUCAAACUCUUUAUUUUUCUUGUUCCUUAAAUGGCGCCUGCAUCGUCCUUCAAACAUUUAUAGUAUGUUUAAUUAGCAUGAAAAUGAGGUUUAAGGGUAAAUAGGGAGUUAUUUUGGUCAUUUUCAUGAACCUAUCGCGCGCUGCAUAGUGCAACUGUGACGUCACAAGUUGGAGCAUCAACAACGAAGGGAAGAGAAAAAGUGACCAUUUUUGUAUGUUGAUUACGACGCCAUUUUGAGGGAAAAAUCUUAUCGGUUUGACAGACGAGUUAAUUGAACACCAAUCUUGCUGUAGACGCGCGAUCACGACUAUGUAGUGUUGCCUGUCACCCACCCGUUGUCUGCAGAGAUGUUGGUGUGAGUGGUUUCAAGGCAGACAUCACGUCAUAGCCUUCUUUUUAGUCACAGAAUGGACAAUGUGAAUAUCGGCAGUCUGGAUCCACGAAAGCAUGAGUUACUGGAAGCACGCUUCUACGGAAGGUUUCAGCCAUUGAAUCAGCCAGGUGGGGGAAUGCAGGCAGGAGUGAUCGGCGGAAUGCCAGCCAUGCCGGUUCCUACGGGGGACAACAACAGUAACAUGAGUGCCGGCUCUAUUGAACGUGAUGAUCAGGACCAAGUCCAUACGCCAGAGAAGCGAACCCCAUCAGAGAGGAAACGGAAGAGAAAACCGACCAAUAGUGACAGCAACCAUGAUGGAUCUCUUCCAAAAUCAAGACCUGAACCAAAUGGCAAAAAUAUCAAGGACUUCUUUACAAAGACACAGUCCCCUAGUCGCAGUCAAUGUGUAUCGCAGGUCGGAGCCAAGUCCCCAUCACCACAAGGUGUUCAGCCGUACAGCUAUAUGGCCUCCUCGCCACAGAGCAGUAACUCCAACAGUCUUCACAGCUACCCCGCCCAGUUCCUACAACAACAGAUACCCAGCUUUGUUGACAAAGGCCUUCAGACGGAUGAGCUUGGGUCACCAAUAGACAUGGCUGAGAAAGACCAGCGCAUCGAAGAGCUCAACAGGCAAAACGAGGAAUUACGGCGCCAGUUGACGGCACAACAAAAGUUAAUAGAAAAACAUAAAGAAAAUCUUCAGAAAUGUCUCACAGUCAACAAAACACUGCUUAUAGAAAAGAGCUGCCUCGAAAAGAAAACAACGCGACAAAAAAGUAUGGAGAACCGGUUACGACUGGGUCAGUUUGUCACGCAGCGACAGGGCGCCACAUUUGUAGAAAAUUGGGUGGACGGAUGGGCUUUCACAGACUUAAUGAAGCAACAGGAGCGGAUAGCUCAAGAGAGAGAGGACAUAGAAAAACAGCGCAAAAUGUUGUUGAAGAGGAAACCUACGUCCACCAUGACCAAAAAGGAUGGAUUCCUGAAGCCGGGUACAACGGAAAAAAUGUUUACAUUAUCCGAGUUUUACGAGCGAGAUGACAUCAUGAAGCUGCGCCAAGCAGCUUUAAAGAAAGAGGACGUAGAUUUGCAGCUUGAGCUUGAGAAACUUGAGCGAGAGCGAAAUCUACACAUACGAGAGCUUAAACGCAUUCACAAUGAGGAUAAUUCCAGGUUUAAAGACCACCAAAUUCUCAAUGACAGAUAUUUAUUGUUAAACCUCAUAGGGAAAGGUGGCUUCAGUGAAGUCCAUAAGGGGUUUGAUCUGAAGGAACAGCGGUAUGUGGCGUGUAAAAUCCACCAGCUGAACCGGGAAUGGAAGGAUGAUAAAAAAGCCAACUAUAUCAAGCAUGCAUUACGAGAGUACAAAAUUCACAAGAGUCUCGACCAUCCACGGAUAGUGAGGUUGUACGAUGUGUUUGAAAUAGAUAACAACUCGUUUUGCACAGUGCUGGAAUAUUGUGAAGGGAACGACUUAGAUUUCUAUUUGAAGCAAAACAAAUGCAUCCCGGAGAAAGAGGCGCGCUCGAUCGUUUGUCAGACGGUCAGCGCCCUGAAAUAUCUCAAUGAGAUCAAGCCCCCUGUGAUUCACUAUGACCUGAAGCCCGGCAAUAUAUUGUUAGGUCACCCGGGACAGAACGGUGGAAAGUUCACCUUUGCAUUUCCUGGGGCCACUUCUGUAAGUGGGGAAAUCAAGAUUACAGACUUUGGGUUGAGUAAGAUCAUGGAUGAUGAUAACACGAAUCACGAUGGCAUGGAUCUCACCUCACAAGGUGCUGGAACAUACUGGUACUUGCCGCCUGAGUGUUUCAUGGUGGGUAAGAAUCCGCCCAAAAUCUCUUCCAAAGUGGACGUCUGGUCAGUCGGUGUGAUAUUCUACCAAUGUCUUUAUGGAAAAAAGCCGUUUGGCCACAAUCUGUCGCAGGCGGCAAUACUUGAGGAGAAUACGAUCUUGAACGCCAAGGAAGUGGAGUUUCCCUCGAAGCCACCUGUUACCCCCGAGGCUAAGACAUUUAUCCGAAAGUGUUUACAGUACAAGAAGGAAAUGCGACCUGAUGUUCUACAGUUGUCGCAGGAUAACUAUUUGAUGCCUGCCGCCAUGAAGUCAAAAGGCGGACACACAAACACAGAGUACAGUAUGACUGGUAUCAACCACUCUGCGUCAAUCACAACUUUUAACCCUGGAAUGUCAAGUUCUGGGUCAUCCAGCUUCACUUUUGGCGAAAAAACUUCGUAGUAUUACCCCACCCAUUGAGUUAGGACUGCCCGUCUGCUUCUCAUCUAGGCACAGCUGAUUGGUUGGAGAGGGUCAUGUGACUUAUGUGAUUGGAUAAAGAAGUCAUGUGACCAUGAUCUUUCAGUGAAUGGCUUCAGAAGGUCAUGUGACCAUGAAGUGUUCUGUUAGCAAAAUGAUUGGCUGGAGAAUGUCAUGUGACUAAUGUGAUUAGCUACAUGAAUUAAUGUGAUCAUUCAAUCUCCAGCUAAUAAGUCAUUGGCUGGAAAAUACUUGUUUCCAUCUGCCAGUGAUUGACCAGAACAUGUCAUGUGACCAUCCAGUCUAACACAGCAGCGUUUCGGGUGAAAUACAAUUUGUGAAACGCAUUAUGCCAGUAUUCAACUAUCACACAUCCAUUCCGGAUUGCUUGGAGAAGUUUGAGACACUUAUAAUAUUCCUUUGUGUGAAGUUGGGACACAUUAUAUGCUGGUCACAAUGGUAGUGGUGGCAUUAUGGGAGUUGGAUGCGUACAAAGUUGACAUGGAAGACUUGUGCUUUAUCUUCUUGCUAAUUAGACUGUUUUUCCUUUGAAUCUACUUUCAUACGUAUUAAUGAUGUGCUACUAAAAAAGAAUAUCUUUAGGGGGGUAUUAUAUUUAUUAUUAUAUUAUACCCAAUUAUGGGUCAGUCAAUUUUUUGUUUAAAUGAUAAUAUGAUUAAUCAUUCAUUCAUUUUGUUGUUUAGUUUAGGCACUGAAUAAUAAUAAACUUGUUUUUCUUUUUCUGUUCUCUCCCCCAUAGAGUAUUCCUCAUCAUGAAAUGUUAAUUUAUUGUGAUGUUGAUCAUAAAAUUUAAUUUACCAGUUCCACAUUUAUAAUGUUAAAAUUAUGAAAGAUAAAAGUGUGAAGUGUCUGUGUGCAGUGCUUGGAAAGUUCAGCAUUUUUGGGGUUCAAUUUUAAAUAGAUAAAAAAAACAGAUGCUUAGUUUUAUAAUAGAUGAAAAGAUAAAAAAAGUAUUUUUCCCUGUGGUCAAAAUUAGCACAAGUCUGUGCUUUUUCAAGCUUGUUGAGAAAAUUGAUGGCAAUCACUAGUAUAAGGAUUUUUAAUCCAAUGUAAUAAUAAUAAUAAUGUCUUAUUUCAAUGACUGAGUGCCACUAGUUCGAAUUGAUAGGUGAUUUUUCAGCCAGGAGUGCUAACGUAUUUUUUUUAUACCUUAAAUAUGAUGAACUUUUCUUUAUUUAAUACCGGUUACUCAAAGGUAUUUACGAAAUACAUGAACAUGGAAAGGUCUUAAAAAAUUCAAGAAAUGAAAGAAAUUAGGCUAUUGCUGUUUGCAUGGUCAAGAAUAACUCAUUGUUGACAAACACAAUUUGGCCACCUUACUGUAGUGAAAUAAAUCAUUGCCACUCAAAAUAAUCCAUACUGUAAUGAUUGUUAUAGUCAUGCUAACUUUGUGAUAAAACAAUGAAAUUUAAUUUUGGGGUUAAAGGUUUGGAUAUAUCCAUGAUUAUUUGUGUCCAAUAUUGUGUAUCGCCAAGGUUGUUACUUCUUAAUUAAUGUUAUAGAGGCUUCCGUGUUAUGCUGCAUACAUGGUGAUACGGCUGAUAGAGUCAUUGUCUGUAGAUCAUAUUCAGAUGUAAAUAUUCAGUUCUUGUAUGAGAAGAGAAAAAAAUCUCAUUUAAGAAAAUUAGGAAAAGAUAACAUGCAUUUUGAAAAUGAUCUGGUGGAUUAAUAUAAAAAUGGGUUGAAGUAAAAAAAAAAAAAUAUCACAAAAUUUCAGAUAUUUGUCAGUUGCGCUGCAUACCUUUAUCUGACCGACUCAUAUUUGGUGCAGAAUGCCUUUAAGUUAAAUUAAGGAAUAUAAUAAAGAUGUACAUUUUUUAAAGUGGCGUUUGGUGUUGUUUCUAGUUAUUUGAUGUUUUGUCCUGAGUUACAAAGUCUAGUAGAACUUUGAAAAUAAAUACAUCUGUGAUCUAUGUACGUUGUGUUGACAUUGCUAGAUGUUAUUAUUGAAAGUAUAUGAGCAUUAUGGGUAAUGCAAAAAUAUCAGAUAAAAUGAUAAAGUAAAAUGUUAUAUAGAAUUUUGCAUUGAGCUCUUACACAGAUUCCUUAAUUACAGCGAGAUUUGAAAAAGUGAAUAUGUUGUGUCAAAAUUAUAUGAAUGGUGUUUGCCAUGUUAACUAGGGAGUAUCUGUGUAGUGUACAUGUAUGAUUUCUGUGUUGUGUAAUGUUUUUGUUAAUGUUAUCCAAGUGUAUUAUAAAGACUUUAUGCAACAUAGUCCCUGUGAAAUGUGAAAUUAGAGUGCUUGUGAUGUUGCAAAUAGUACAUUAAGGUGACAGGCUCCUAAUGGGGUCAAAUAUUGCAUUAAGGGAGAAGGCACCUAAUAGGGCAUACACUACAUUAAGGUAGCAGGCUCCUUAAAGUGGCAAUUAAUGAAUUGAGGUUGCAAGCUCCUAAUCGGGGUGAAUAACACAUUAAUAUAGCGACUCCUAUGAGGCAUAUUAUAAUUUUAGGUAACAGUCUCUUUAUUGGGGCUUGAUAUUUUGUGCCAAGAUUCUGAAAGAUGCAUGUCUGUUUGGACUUUUUUUUAACUGAAUAUUCUUUAUUUAGUCAAUAAGUUGAGAUUUAACUGGAUUUUUUUUUUAAUUUGUGUUUUUCAGUGUUAACUUUUUUCAUAUGAUUAAGUAUACAGGUAGAUUGAUCUUUCUAUGGUAAAGCUUUGUAGAAUUAAAGGUGAACAAUGGCAGCCAUGCUUCUACAUGUAGAUACUUGAGCAGAUUAUCUGCUGUUCAUUAAGUAUUUCCAACAUUUGUGCUAAUCUUUCCUCUGUGAUAAAUGCCUUUAGUUUGUUAUAGAAUAAAGCAAUGGUUAAUGUCAUAAAGUGAUAGUUCCAUUCAGUGUAUAGCUGGUCUAGGCACGUAUUCGUAAAACAAAGUCAUUUCCUAACAAUAUUAUUUAUCUUUUAAAUUAGAUAAUCUCUUACCAUACGAUAUACUAACUAAAUAAUAUAGUUUUGAUUGAAACUACACACUUAUGUGUUGAAAACACUGUAACUUUUCUUUAAACUUGGUAAUGAAAAUUUUAGGAAAUUGACUUAGAUAAUGAAUGACUGACGAUGUUUUAUGAAUACCUGCCCUUGCUUUUUAUUUUGUCAUAGCCUUUGUGUUGGCAGAUGAACGCUGACGGUGUGCAGACUUGAUCUUCGCAUAAAAAUCAAACACCUGGAGAUAUUUGCAAGAAACGUAGUACAAAUGUUACAAGUGACAAAAUGCAGGUGUGAAGCAUGUCCUGUAACUCGAGACUUUAUUAAGUUAUGCCCCUUGAAUUGACUUCAGCGAAACAGGGAGAUGUUGUCAUCCUUUUGCACUGCUCCGUCAAUUCGUUCGUUUAGCUAGGGUUACCUUAUACCAGAUCUAUUUACCAUGGGCUAGUGAAAAAUGUAAUUCCAGAUUGAGGGAUGCUUAUAUUUUGGCUAUAAAAUUGCCAUGGUUUGUGUCAAGUUAAGAAAUUGACCGUUAAAAUUACAAACCUAUUGCUUUCUUAUGUGAAAUACUCCGUAACUUUUGUAUAACUUAAAUGUAAGGGACUAGUUCUAUUAAAUGUAGUUUAUGUUAAAAUAAUCACAAGUUCUAAAAGGCUGUCAGGUAUAAAGAGUUAUUUUCAGGUUUUUUGGGGGGUUUUUUAAGUAAGGGCUCAUAAAAAAAAAGACUAGCGCACAUCACCUAGGUGUUUCUCUUGUUCUUAACAUUUUUCAGACCUAAUCAUGCUCGAAAGUAAGUUACCUAUUUAAGUAGUGUCAGUGUGACGGUAUGAAUGAGGCCAAUCUUAAUCAUGUUGUCUAGUCAUUAUAAGAUGUAGUAGCAUCACUCUUGAUUAAUGUCUAUUUCUUGAGAUUACGUAAACAGUCAAAUUCAUUAAGUUCUGAAAUUGACCAAAUGGGCUGCAUCGCACAUGUUAGGGCCUUCGGACAUUUUCUUAUUAAGUGAAACAAUUAUUAAUACAAAAAUGCCCCAAAUAAUAUAUUUUUCAGUUUUGAUAUCUUCUAAACCUUUUGCUUUAAAAGGAUUGUCAUUGAUGUUAUCAUUUUUUUAUUCACCAUUUAUGGCAAUUACUUGACCAAUAGUUCUAUAAAAACCAUGGCUUUUGUCCAGAUUAAUUUUGACUGAAAUCAUAGUGUAAGCUUCAAAUGGCCCAAUGUUUAAGAAAUACUACAAUGACUCCUAACACUUUGAUUUAUAUUCCAUGAUAAAAAUUCUGUGUGGUCAGAUAAAAACUAAAAUUAUAAUGUGUGUAAUUUUAAUAAUGUACUUUUGUCAUGACCUGUGUGUGAUUCAUCAAAUUUUGUGUAUGAAAUUCACAGUGCACAGUCUUCCUUGUAAACAAGAGAUAUCAUCAUGAAAUUUUUAGUAUUACUUUCUAAAAUGUCAUUAAUCUGAAACAUCCAUUACAGCAAAUUAUGUCCGAAGGCCCAAAAUCAUGUGAUUCAGCUCAAAUGGUAAUAUUAACAGAAUGGUCAGAAUCGUACCAGCGUAUUUGGAUCAAGUUUUAUAUUGGAGGUAUCUCAUGUACAAUUUGUCACCUAAAUCCAAGAACUUUAUAUAUCUUCUAACUAUUUAUAUAUGCACUGACAGGGUUCCCGCUCCAAGGUGGUGAAUAAUGUGAAUUUAGGAUGCCAAUGUCAUAAUGCCAAAAUUAUAUGGGGCACCAGUCAUCAAAAAUUAACAUAAUAGUUAAUGGCCUAAAUGACAAACUAAUUUGUAAAUUAAACUUCAAUUUCUCGUAACGUUUUAAGUCCCUUAUAAAGGAUUAAGCCAAGCUCACUAUUUUUGUUUCGGUAUUAGUUGUGUACUUUCUGAAGAGUUUAUUGGCUUUUAAAAGAAAUUCUUUUAUGUUUGUCGGUUAAACAAAUUUUUAUUUUUUGGGGGCAAAAUUAAGAUUAAAUACGAAAUUUGGUUAAUGAAAUAAUCGAAAUAAGCUUGUUACGCUGAAGAACUCUCGAGAAACUGUCACGGUUACCUUAGGUGCAAUCUUUAUUAAGGCCAUUCUAAAUCAUGUCAAACUUUGUACUUUACCAAAGUUCGUAUUCACUAGCGUCUUGACCGAGUGUGAGACUGACGCUCAGAAAAUCUAAAUCUAAAUUGUUUCAAAAUAUCUAUAAUAUAACAUUUUUUACAAACGAUGUGUUUGAUGUUAGAACAGGUAAUGUCUAACAGGUACAUCAAUUUUGAGCAUAUUUGCUUCUAUGAUAACAUUUUAACAAAAAAAUGAAGAUUAUUCUUUUCCGAGUCUGGGUCUCAACUCAGACUCAAGACAUAAUUGGAGACAGGUCCUGCUGAUCAAGAAAUCCACGAGUAUGUAUUUGUAAGAAAUUAUGUGUAAAUAAACUAGUAUUUAAAAUUUAAAAAAAUUAAAUAACCGGUGUAGCGAAAAAAUAGUUCCAAAAAAUAAAGAUAGUAGGGUAAUAUUUGUGUUAAAAAAGCCUUAGAAUUAAAGUUUGAGUAAUACAGCUUAGCAGUGUGUUUUAUACAAAGAAAAUGUUGGAUUAGAUGCUUAGUUGCUCGUUGUUGACUCCUCUAAUUUUCACAUGUAUCAUAUAAUUUCAAACAAAAAAGUAUUUCAUCAAAUUUCAUAAGUUAAUGAUAUUAUUUUACUAUUUUGUUCAUUGUUGACUAAUAAAAGAAAUAUAUGCCGUUUUAGAAAUUGUACAAAUGUGAUUUCAGGUGAAUAUGAUUGAUCAAAUGUUAUUAUGUGUGUGAAUAUGCAAAUACGAAUGAAGAAAAAAAUAUAUGAUUGCAAGAAAUUGUGUUUCAGUUGUGUAAAUAAUGUAUUUUGUGAUUAUGAAUUUUUCUUUGAUAUUUGCUACAUGCACGAUAAUGGAUAUAUAUUAUAUACACAUGUAUACAUUAGUGUAUUGAUUGGUCCAUUUGUUCUAUUUCUGUAAGAUGUUUUACGGUACACAGUUUUAGUUAUUUUUAAUGUUGAAAUCAUGUGUACUAUUUUAUUGUUAAACUAUGUGCUGCAAGCAAACAGACUUUUACUGUAUUUUGACACUUGUACUGUUUUUCUUUUCUAAAAACUAUUUAAAGCUGCACUCUCACAGAUGACCUGUUUUGACAACUUUUUUAUUUUUUGUCUUGGAACAAGCCAAUUUUUACGCGAAAAUGCAUGGAAACCAGUCAUAUAAGACUGCUGAUAAAAAAUUAGAUAGCAGAUUUUUUUUUUUUAGAUUAAAAAAAUGAUGUUUUAUGCAUUAUUCUUAAACCGUUAGUAACGCUUUCAGACAUUAAACAUUUAUUUUUAAACGGAUAUAUUAAUAUCUGCGAUCUUUUGUCAGCACUGGUUUGUUGAUAUUUACACAAAAAUUUGCUCAUUCUAAGAUAAAAAAAAUAUAUGAAAAAUUGUAAAAAAGGUAUAUCUGUGCAAGUGCAGCUUUAAAAGUCUUGAACAGAAGACUAUGGUUUUCUAACCUUUUUGCUUACCUUUUUGAUCUAAAGUACUCUGAUGUUUCUAUGUUAUUGACAGAGUAUAGCAUCUUACUAGAUAAUGCUCGGUUCUUUUGAAUUAAAAGAAUUCAAACUAAAAAUCAUAGUAUUUUAGUAACAUCUAGCAAAAUACAUUUAAGAAAAGUUACAAAUUAUUUUAACAUUAACGUUGGAAAUAAAAUUAAAAAAAGUCAAUAAUAGAUGUUUAAAGAUUUUUUAAAAUUCUUAUUGAUUAUCUUAGUUUUAUAUAAAUGUACAUUGGAAUAAAGAACAAAUCAACAAUAUAUGUUCUUGGAUUUUCUAAAUCCUUGAAUAUUCAAGUCAAAUUUUUGUUUUCGAAAAGAGCAGUUUACAAGUCUAUUGUUUUAAUGAUCUAUUGGAAAAAGGAUAAGCUGAACAUUUAUCCGUAUUUCUGAUAUAUCCGAAAUUCUGUCAUCCUUUUCUAGAAGUAUUCUCCUCUGAAAUCUUGUUUUACAAACACUUUUACCUUGUACUUCUCCCUCUCUGCUGUGUCGGGACUUGUGUCUUGACGUUAAUGUAUUUAAAUGCAAGUGUCAAAACACUGAAAUAAAUGGAAAUAUUUUUA